UCGCCAUGUUCACAAACCCGCAUGAUGGCGAAAGGAGUGUACUGACGGUAGUUGGGAUUUUGCUGAGUUUUGACAGAACGUCAUAAUGUGCAGUUAUGCGAUCGACGAUGGAUAUUUCAGGAGAACUUGUGUACAUUGUGUCUAGUGCUGGAUAAUAUUUCUAGUGGAUUAUACGAAGAGGGGCGGCCUAUUUGUUAGUCUGAUAGAGCACUCGUGCAACCUUCCAUUCAUUGUCAGGGUAGAAGAUAUCCUGUACUGAAUCUUCAAAUUUCAGACGAAAAGUCAGUGGAAUAAUUAUCAUCGCCCGGAAAUUCUGUCACUACACAGAAGCUCACCAUGGAUGGAAAUAUAAGUGUUGAGAAAGACUGCAGUGCCCUUGGCGGUCUUUUCCAAGCGGUUAUCAACGAUAUGAGGGGAAGUUCGCCAAUAUGGGAGGAUUUUACUUACAAGGCAACGAAAAUGCAUUCUUCUCUGAAAUCCACCCUCAUAGCGAUCAGCGCCUUCCUGGAUGCCUUUCAGAAAGUGGCAGAUAUGGCCACCAGCUCUCGAGGAGCAACCAAGGAGAUUGGAUCAGCUCUGACCCGACUGUGCAUGAGACACAGAAGUAUAGAAAGCAAACUCAAGUCAUUCACAGGAUGCAUGCUGGAUACCUUGGUCGCACCGAUUCAGGACAAGCUGGAGGAAUGGAAGAAGGUCGUAGCUCAACUGGAUAAGGAUCAUGCUAAGGAAUAUAAGAAAGCCAGACAAGAAAUAAAGAAAGCAGCUUCAGACACAGUCAGAUUACAGAAGAAAGUGAAGAAAGGCAAGGGUGACAUUCAGAGCAGACUGGACAACGCCAUGCAGGAUGUAAACGACAAGUACCUCCUUUUGGAGGAAUCUGAAAAGAGCUGUGUGCGGACAGCCCUCAUCGAGGAGCGGGCCAGAUACUGUGUCUUCGUCAGUGCUCUCAAGCCGUUUGUUGACAAUGAGAUCAGCCUCCUCACAGAGGUCACGCACCUCCAGGAGAUCAUCGACAGCUUGUGUAAUCAGAGUUCCGACCCCAGUACACUGCCGCCAUCUAGUGAGCAGGUGAUCAUGGACCUGAAGGGGGUCGACCACAGCGUGUGGAACUUUCAGGUAAAGCAGACGCCACCAAGUUCACCCAGCUCACUAGGAUCGCGCAAGUCUAGCAUGUGCAGCAUCAGCAGCAUUAACAGCUCCUCCAGCGGCUCCACGCAGUCGCACUCGCCCAGCCACCACAACGUGCGCAACCGCACAACUUCACAGCAACCGACCGUGGGAACUCAACGCUUAAUGAGCGUGUCAUCACAGGACUCCGGCUUCACGUCCCAGGAUACGCUGUUCUUGCGGCCCACCACUCCCCUAUCCCUUAAUCUGCCACAGAACUCGGACAAGGACAGUACUAGUACUGGUACCCCUGACGUUGACUCCACCCCAACCACACCCUCAGAACACUACCCCGCUACCCCGUCUGCCAGCUCCACAUGGAACAACUGGCCUAAUGCCCCCAACAGCGCUCAGAAGGGAGAUGACUUCCGCCCACACACGAUUUCGUCUGCCUAUGAAAAGUCACAUCACAAUCGCCCAGCUCUGAAAGCGGAACUUUUCCAACCUCCAGCACCGGAGAUGUUAGAGAAGCUGAAGGAGGCCGAUUCCCGUGGAGCUCAGGGCGGAGCUAAACAUGGACGUCCACACAGUACUGUGAGUGCGUCGCCAUACUCGCGACCGUCUGCUACAAUCAACAAGAUGCAGCCAGUCCUCCCACCGCUUGGGCCCAAACCCAAACCCAAGGCUGUGCCACCUCCUAUGGUGCCUCAUACAGUUUCCCAAUCGCCGAUCUACGCAAACGCCGCUGAGAUAGCUCAGAUGGCUGCUGAUAAGAAGAAGGACGUGGAGCCAGUGAUCGUCCACUCCCCCGACAGCGACACAUCGUCCUCGCCCCCAACCCCAUCUAAUAAUGCUGCUGCACAGCCGUCCCUGACUCAAUCAGAUAUGUUGGACCUUCAGGAGGCCAUCAAGUCACUUGAUAGCUGCACCGCAGCCUUAAAUGUUGAAUAUGAUAGCGACGAGGAUGAUGUACAUAAGACUAGAAACGGAAGCCCAGACAGCCUGCAACAAAUGCAGCAGAAUUCCCUGGAGUUAGCCGAGGCGAUACGGGAAUUGGAGGCGAGUACCGCAGCUCUGGAAUGUACGUACGACACCCAGAGCCACACCAGCCACACAUCGCUACAGUGCUCCAGUGGCUACGGCACCAUGAACAGUACGCCGUCAGGAUCAGAGGACACCAUAGCCUCAGGAGAUUUUCAAAUAGCUCCUACAGGCGUCGUGGAAACUGAUCACGAGAAAUAUUACACGAUUCCGCGCAGUCGGGACGUGUAUACUGCCUAUCGUAGUGUAUUGCAACCCAAACGCCCUGCGUCAACAGCAGGCAUCCCGACCCCAACAACCAACAACAGUCUUUCACGCCGCACUUCUGCCAACAGCGCCAGGCCCCCUCCCCCUGUGAGGAGGACAGUAUCUGUAACAGGCGCAUCCCCAGCAGCCCAGAAGGUCCGUGCUUCGCCCCCAAGGGAGAUAUCUGGGCCUCCUCAGGGCCCAGUUAUGCAGCAUAAGCGGAUUCCCAGCGGGGAUAAGCACUCUGAUGGCCCGUAUGCUGAACUGCAACUAAUCCAGCAGAGUAUACAUGAUACUAAAUUGAGACAACAACAGCAACGACAAGGUCAUCCUCAUCCUCAAGGACACUCAAGUGGACACCCACAAGGUCAUGGUCAUCCUCAAGGUCAUGGCCAUCCUCAAGGUCAUGGCCAUCCUCAAGGUCACCCACAAGGCCAUGGCCCAGGUCAUCCACCAGGAUAUUCUCAAGGUCAUGGCCCAGGGCAACAUCAAGGACAUGGUCCAGGGCAACAUCAAGGACAUCCUCAAGGUCAUGGCCCAGGGCACCUUCAAGGACAUCAAGGUCAUGGACAAGGGCACCCGCAAGGACAUCCUGCAUCACCCCACAACCACCAUCAACAGAGACGUAUCCCACAACAUCACCGGCCACAGCAGCAGGCGCCGCACCAACAGCACAGUGGAGGGUCAGCUUCGCCUAGCAGAGCGGCCCCAGGAAGUAGUCCCCACUAUGCAGAGCCUCACAUUAUACUGGAGCAAACACACGGACAUGCCAAUGUUAUACAAAGCCUGACACGCAAGUUUUCCGAGUCGGUGGCAGGGGCGCCGACCACAAACGAUGACCUUCCGCUGCCUCCCACUGAGGAGGAGCUGCAGGAGAUGGAGCAGAUCUACAGUAAAGCCCCUCCUCCUCCCCGUGCACCUACUCAAGACUCACUUGUGUUAGAACUCAAACGAAGGGUUGCUGAUAGUUCUGAAGUUUAAUACAUUGUGGCUUUUUGAAACUGUUGUUUUGCUGGAACCAUUGCAGUUUGUUACUUUGAUGAGUAAUGUACGUGUGAUUUGUCAGAUGUUUUCUUGAGAUGUACAUUUGGGCUCUCGCAACGUUCUCAAGGUUUUGCAGGCGGUAGUUGGGUGCAGUUAAGCAUGAUGAGCUUUGGCUGUGUGACAAUGCUUUGCAUCUUGUGAAGCAGGAUUUAUUCAACACUGUGUCAAGAUUGAUGAAAUGUUGCAUGGAAUUUUUACUUUUGAAACGAAGAAAUAUAACUGUUGACAAACAGGAAAAAUGUAAGUGUUGGCAUCAAAGAAGUGAUGUUACCAUGGUAACUAAUUGCAGUGGAGUUAGCGCUAUUUUCCCAAGAACUAUUUCCACCAGCUGGUGAGCUCGUCUAGCAGCAGUUGUAUGCAGUCUUUCAAUGGAUCUAGUGUUCCCUGGGUAUAGGAGCGAUAGCAGUUGUGGAGGUGGCCAUUUUCCAUGAUCCUGCAGGUUUCCGUGGAAUUACGCCAGUUUUGUCGAUCUGGAGCAAUAUACUGCUUUCAAGACGAGGUUACCCAUGGAGAAGAUGUUCCAGGUCCUGUGAUCAGUGUCUUUGCUGUACAGAUGAUUCUUACAAGUGUCAGAUGUAGUAACGGAAGCAGUGUAACCUGCUGCUGCCUUGAAAAUACUCUUGUGAUAUUCAAGGGGAACAAUGCUGGGAUGCUGAAGAUGUUUUAGCGCAGUUAUUUUAAAUUUCAGAUGACUUCUUAUCGAAUUUUACCAUACUGCUUUUGUACAAUGCUCUUACUCUUAUCGCCAAGUCACUUUAGUUGAUUUAUUUGUUAACUUUUUUAUUUAAGCAGAUCUUUGUCCAGUUGUUGUAGAGGUUCUGUUAUGUUUUAGAAGCAUUUUUAAUAAAGACCUAUAUGCACGUAGAGAAUUAUGCCGUUGUAUUCAGGUUAAGAUGACUAUGUUCAAUAGACAAUUUAUUUACGACUGGACUUGUGUUAAUUGCAAUAAUCAUGUGAAUUGAGAUUUCUCCUCCAUCUUCUUCACCUGAAUGAUUCAGCAUCUCCAUCUGUAUCAGUGGUACAGUAGUUAUUUCAUGUUAUUUUCAAAGGUGCUUUUGAACGCAAUAUGUAGUCACGUGAUCUCAAUGUAUCUUCGAUAGUAGGAAUCUUCUCGCAUGGACUCAAGAACUGCUGUUUGUCAACUUCGCAUGAAAGUGUUUAUGCAUGAAAAGUUGCAGACUUGUUUCUGAAGGAAAUAUUUUCGAUCUCAAUGUACUGGCGAAAUCACAUUAACUUUCUCAAAUUGUGUUUUCUCAAGAGUGGAGAAAUUUGACUUCUUUGAUAAAAGCCAAUUUAUGAUCAUAUGUAUCAAAAUAAGUUUGAAAUUGUGAUAUGUAUGUUUCAAAAAGGCAAAAUAUGUUUUUGCUGCGUUGUUCUGGCUUGUCCUUCCUUCAGUGAAACUGCGAUUCUGGUCUCCAUGAUCCCUUUGUAAUAUGACAGUACACACAACAGUAUCAAGUCUACUAUUCCAGUGUCUGCUCAGACGACCUUUAUGUACAUCGAUCAUGUGAAGCGGUGAAUAAUAUGCAAUAAUUACUUGUAAUAAUACCAGCAAUUAUGCAAGUUUCAACACUGUGUUGAUUUCCGUUUUUUUGCGGAAUUUUCCAGAAUUUGUUUCUUUUCCCCAAAAUGCUUGAUACAUUAAAAAUAGCACAGGCUGCAUAAACCAAAUGAGAUUAUUAAUGACUGGUUUUCAUAUAUUGUAAAAAUAUAAAAAUAGCAAAUCUGUGCUGUCAUAACUGUAUGAAUUUAAGAAUAUAUCAUUUCAUCCCGACAUAAUUCGAAGGCAGAGAAUUUAUGCAGCUUGUACGUGCUAUUUUUGCAGUGUCUGUCAGUUUGAUUUUGUCAAAUGAUACGUUCAUAAUGUUUCCUGUUUUCAUUUUGUGGUGUAUUUUGUGCAGUUUGUUGUCAGUAUAUAGUGCUGUGUUUGAAUUAAAAUGUUUUCACGCAGUCUUAUGUUCAGCUACCAGGAUUUUCUGUUUAAAUUAAAACUGUUUUCUCCACUUCACUUUCUUGUCAUUGUAGGGCAUUACUUCCCCAGUAUAAUGGCUGUUAAGGCUCCAAUAAAAUAUGUAUUUCCAUAUUCCAAUCCAUCCCAAUAGUGCGUAGGUAGUUCAGGUUUCAUUUUUUUUUCAUCUUUAUGAAAUAAUUUGGUGAAUGUCCUGCUCCACUAACACUUUCUUAGUGUCCCCAAAGGUUUACUAUGAAACUACUCCUAUGCCUUAAACAGACUUGUGAUAGUCAGAGUGCUACGAUCAUGUUGUGUAUCAGAUUUUUUUAAUGUCUGUUGCCGUUGUGAAACAAACAUAUUUUUUAUUAAAUUUCAGGCAAUAUAGUCGUGGAAAAACUCAACACAGUUUUAUGGUCAGGGGUUCCUUGUCUGGGUUACUUGGAAAAUGGAAACAUAUCAGCAGGAGCCUUAACAAUUUACUAAGCAGAGUAAUUAAACCAAAUGUUUGUGUGAAAGUAUUCUCAGAAACCAGACGCAUUUUGUAUCAGUUGCAGUCUCUGUACUACCAAUCAUGUGUGUAACUAACUAAAUGGGAAAGGACUCUUGAUAAUCAGUUAAACAUUUUAAUCAGAAAUUACAGGUAAAUAAUCACACACUUACUGAUCUGUAUACAACUAUUAGAGGUGUUUACGUGAUCAAUUCAUACUCAGAUACCACUGGGAAGACAGCACUGCUCUGACACCUUUAAUGUUUUAAUUUCGUUUAGGAAUGGAGAAGAUCCGAUCUCUGCAGUGACAAUAAGGCACUUGAUGCACUCCUUAAUGUAAGCAAGAAAUUUUGUAAUUUUUCUGGAUUUACAUGUUUAAAGGCUGUUACGCUGUAUAAUUUGGAAUUGAUCCUUAUUUGUCGUUUAGCAAUGUCUCAUGCAGUGUGGCACCAGAAGUAUCAGGUUUAUUUAUUAAUAAUCAAAGAAUCAUGCAGAUAUACAGGUCAAUGGCAGGUUUAGAUUACCAUUAAAUAUAAUACACGGUGGAAAAUGCAGGGAUAGAAAUUAGCUGAAGUCUGUAAAUGUUAAAGGUAUCCUUUAUCAAGUAUCGAGUUUCAAACAUUUUGGGAGGUGUUGCUAUAAAUGUGAACUCUGUUUUGAGCUGUUUCUUUGUUAAUUUCUAUCCCUGACUAAGGUGUUUUAUAUCCUGCUAGCUACAACUAAUUACAAAUGUAUAUUACUAACUUAAAUAGAUCAGUCUUACCAUAUUACAAGUUUGAUAGGACAAAUCCUGGCUUGGGCAGUGUUUUGUGUUGUCAGGACCAAGGAGAUUUAAUUCCAAUAAGCUUUGAAAAUGCCAACGCCAUUCUACCUUAAACAGCUAUGACAUGUAUUGUACUAUAUGACUGAGAAUUUUGAUUUUAUCAUAUUUAUGAACCUCGGGGGAAUAGUUUCCCCCAAUUCAACACCUACAUCCAUGAUUAUGGGUUAUUUUGUAAAUAAUUAUGACUCUUUUUCCCCUGUUGUAAAUAUGUGUAUUUACUCCAUGUUGUUCAUGUGGCCACUUUUGAUGAUGGCGAUGCUUGGAUUUCUUAGAAGUAAGAGAUGUAUCUGCACUGUCACUGAACACGAAAAUAUUAAGCUGCAAUUUUGAAUUUGGAAAUUAAAUGUGAAAACGAUGGUGGAAUAAUAGUUUGGUAUUGUACAAAAUUUUGCUAUUUGUUCAAUGGCAGUACAGAGUACAUCUUCCAAGUUUUGGGCUAGUUUUCACAACCAUACGCUUUGUACAAAUUGCAGCCUGCCCUGAAGUUAAAUGCAUGAUGUAGAGCUCAGGCUAGAAGCUGUAGCGAGCUAUGUCAGCUCCAUACAGGGUGCUCCUCAACAACUCCACACACAGCUGAUAAGGAUACCAAUCGUUUAAGAGCAGGGUGUUACCAGUAAUCACAUUUGUUCAAAUUGACAUUUACACAGUUCAGAACUACUGCAUUUAUAAGUUUUGCAUUGACUAGUUUGACACAUGGUGUUGACAAACUGGUAAAAGAACUAUUUAAUAGCAUGGUUUCAUGAAUUUGUAUUGAAUUCUUUACUUACACCUAUUCAUUUAUCGCAAACUGUUACAGUGCACUGUAACCAAGUAACAGAUUACUGUAACAGGCUUCCAUAAAUAACAGGAUUUUUGUUUGCUCUUUAGUUUGACAUGGAAUAAUAUCUCCAUCUCAACACAGAUUGAACUAGAUGAAAACUUGGUUCUCACACAAUCAGAUAUACACUUGGAAAAUAUGUCAGCUGCCUGUUUUCUGAAGUAAAACAUGGCACAGUCUUAAUAUUUUUGUUUUUGUUUGUCAAGUAGCUAAGUAUAAUUCUUCAGUAUAAUGUUAUUGAAGCAUUUUCUCAGAACCAAUUUUGUAUAAUCAAGUUUCAAACUGUUUUGUUUAAGCAUCAAGUUUCAAACUAGUUUGUGUAGUACUCCGUAGCCUGUGUGGGGGUGUUAAGCGCUGCCCUAGUGCGUGCAUGUACAAUGUCGGUACCUGCAACAGUGCUGCACUAACCCUGGGGUUCACGCACUCACAUGUUGUACAAGUUUUAAGAUCAUAAUAAAAAUCUGAUGAGUGCUACUAUG
Haliotis rubra (blacklip abalone) is the source of this 7995-nucleotide messenger RNA. RefSeq names its product protein MTSS 2-like. The transcript has 17 exons. Gene Ontology annotation, biological process: plasma membrane organization; cell projection assembly. The record is from RefSeq and is a predicted model, not a curated record. NCBI's taxonomy places the organism in Eukaryota, Metazoa, Mollusca, Gastropoda, Lepetellida, Haliotidae. Gene Ontology annotation, molecular function: actin binding; phospholipid binding. Gene Ontology annotation, cellular component: cytoplasmic side of plasma membrane; actin cytoskeleton. The coding region runs from base 337 to 3375 and encodes 1012 amino acids.